GUCGACGUCGUAGACAUGGCGGAAGUGAAAGUAUUUCCAUUGUGCUGUGUGGUGCAGAACUAUGUUUGGGGUAAAGUGGGUCUGGACAGUGAGGUGGCCCAGUUGGUGGUCGGUGGAGAUCCUCAGGCCGUCAUAGAGGAAGCCAAACCCUAUGCAGAGCUGUGGAUGGGUGCUCAUCCCAAAGGUGACGCUCUCAUCAAAGACAACAGGAUAUCCCAGAGGACACUUGGACAGUGGAUUGCAGAUUACCCAGGAUGUUUGGGGUCAAAGGUCAAGGACACAUUCCAUGGGCAGCUCCCUUUCCUCUUCAAAGUGCUGUCUGUCAACACGGCUCUGUCCAUACAGGCACAUCCCAACAGGGACUUGGCUGCGAGACUUCACGCGCAGUUUCCAGAGCAUUACCCGGACAAAAACCACAAGCCUGAGAUGGCCAUCGCUCUCACACAGUUUGAAGGGCUCUGCGGCUUCCGGCCGGUGGCAGAAAUCAUGGCCUUUCUCAAAAAUGUCCCAGAGUUUCAUGCGCUGGUUGGUAAUGACGCCGCUGAGGAGCUUCAGAACGCUGAAGGAGACUCUGAGCGAACGUCUCUCGCGCUGAAGAAAUGUUUCACGCGCAUGAUGAACUGUGAGAAGAAACUGUUUGUCGAUCAGCUCAACAUGUUGGUUAAACGAAUCUCGGAGGAAGAGUUUGCUGGAAAAGACACGUGCAGCAGUAAUGGAGAACUGUUACUACGGUUACACUCCCAGUAUCCAGGGGAUAUCGGAUGCUUUUCCAUCUACUUCCUGAACCGGAUUGUUCUGCAGCCGGGGGAGGCCAUGUUUCUGGGAGCAAAUGAGCCUCACGCCUAUCUUUCUGGAGACUGUGUGGAGUGUAUGGCGUGUUCUGACAACACUGUACGUGCUGGACUGACCCCUAAAUACAUCGACGUGGACACACUGUGCGAGAUGUUGAAUUACAGCCCCGCUCCUGUCAGCGCCAAAAUCUUCCCCUGCGUGCGGGACAACUCCGACCCCUGCGUCUACCUCUACGACCCUCCUGUGCCAGACUUCACCGUCAUGAGAAUGCAGAUUCCCGCCUCGUUGCGGCAGUACAAGGUGUCCCCGCUGGAAUCUGCCGGAAUCCUAUUGGUUAUUGAUGGAGAGGCUGUCGCCUCCUCUGCCGCCGCCCUCUCUGACAUCACUCUGAAGAGAGGCUCUGUGCUUUUCAUUUCAGCCAAUGAGAGCGUCUCUUUACAAGUGACGUCAUCGACGGGCAUGACCAUGUUCCGAGCCUGCUGUUUACUGUAGAUAAUAAACAUCCCGUGUCCAAACCAACAGGUGAAACUCAUUUAAAAUAGUGCCGAAAAUACACAGCAUGACAAAUAGGCUCUCUUUGCUCUGACUUUUGCAAUUAUCAUUAUAAUAUUUGCCAUAGUUAUCACAAAUAAAUAAUAAUACAAUUAUGAUUGACAUUCUGCCAUGUUAAAAUCUCUGUGCAUGUCCUUUUAAAAUAUGUUUCGGUUUGACCCAUUUUGAGUCAACACGAAACCAAAUUCGCAACCCAUUUUACUUAUGUAACGUAAAUUAUAUACACAUAUUAUAAAACUAAAAUGUAAUAAUACAAAUAAAAAGUUUUUGAAAUGGAUGACUUGGACCUUUGAAUACACACACACACACAGAAGAUAUAAUUAACUUGAUUUUAUCCAUUGGAAAUUGACUGGAUGGUGAAAACAAAUAUAAAGUUAAUAUAUUUUGAUUGACAGUUAGACCAUUUGUUUUCUUUGAAAUAUUGUGCACUGACGACUCGUUCACAAUAAGACCAGGAAAAUAGAGAAAGUAAAUGGAGUCAAUUCUGAUGUCGUGUUGACUAAUAUGUACGCAGACAUUUAAUUGAUCAGGAAUGCACGGAUGCAUGAUUGCGAUUUAUUUUGGCUGCAAAAUAUAAACAUUUUAAUAGCAAAAUUUGUUCCAUUCUAGCUUUUUGCAAAAGGACGUUACACCUUUUGCACACAAAAAAAAAAUAUAAAAACUCAGAUAGUGGACGGGGGCAUUUUUACCUUUUACUAAAAUUAAAUCAAAUCUGGGAAAAAAAUAAUUUAGACCAAUUUUAGCCUUUUUAAGACCAGUUUGUUUCAUGGCAUAACCGUUAAAACAAUGGAGUAGAGACGGACCGAUAUAUUCGCCACCUUCAACUAAUGAAUCGAUUUUAAAAACUAUCGGCUGAUUAAUAGAACAUUAUAAAAUUUUCUUAGUCGGCACAGACUAAUGGGGCUUUUGCACUGCACGGUACGACUCUGCUCGCUUUUUGGGGGUUUUCCACUGUGGAUGGUACCUGGUACUUUUUUAGUACCACCUUGGUCGAGGUUCCAAGUGAGCCGAGCCUAUACUAAAUGUGACGUCAAAAUCCUGCAGAUCACUAAUUGAUCAGGGAGAAUCGUCACUACCAGCAUCAUUGGAUUAGCGACAAGGGACAUCAACCCGCUAGUUUUAAAGUUAGCAACAGCGCUAACAGUAUAAUUUGUUCACGCAACUUUCGAAUUGUAAAAAGAAAUGGCUGUGCGCAAAAUCACGCCGUGGUUAGAGACGAACAAAAAUGUAUUUCAGGAAGUGUCUCAGCUGUUGGCCGCACACGGCUACUAAUUGGACCUACCAACAGUGUAAAGUUAAAAAUGACUACAGAACCAUCAACGAAAAGUGGCAGUGGUUCGACCAAAUGGACGCUAUCUAAACCGGCGAGCAAUUGGACGGAGAGCGCGCUGGACUCGGCCAUGAUGGAGGAUGGGACGUUUUGUUACGUUAACUCUAUACUCCGCUUGAAAGCUUCACUUUAUUUAGAUGACCAGCUACUGGAAGCUUCUAAAACAACCAGAUCAAUUUAACUGUUACACUUGUGUAAAAUCACCACGCAACAACUGCUUUAUGCAGCACAAUGAGCUAGUAGCUAACAGCUAGCGGUCGUGUUAUUGUUUUGGUCAGUUUGUGUCGUGUUUAAGAUGAUGUCACGGCAGUAGAGGGGGCGUAACUAUGACGAUCAGCCUAUAAUCCCACCCACGUUGAGGCGGCAGUAAACUGCAGUGGAAAAGCAAGCUCAGAAAAGUAAAGCGAGACGAGUCGAACCGUAACAUGCCGUGGAAAAAUGCCAAUAGAGCCCAAAAUUGAUCAAAUACAAAACCAAAAUCCUAAUAAUAAUUAGAAUAAAAAAAGAUCAUUGGCUGCAUAACAUGGGACUUUUAACACUAAACUAGCCUGAAACACACCAGGGACUCGCAAGAAUGACAUUACAAUGCUCUAUAUUUAAUAUUGACCAAAUUAAGCUUUUAUAGCCUAUUUAUUAUUAUUAUUAUUAUUAAUAUUAUUCACAAUAUGAUGUUGGAGACACCAUUUAUGUGCUGAUGAGGGACGUUUCUAUAUAGUCGCAAUUUUCUUCGCACACCUUCCGUCAGUUUAAAAAAUUUAAUUUACAGAAGAACAGAGGAAUAAAACAAAAUAUCGGCAACUAUCGGCAUAGAUUUGCCGAUAACCGAUAUUUCUAAAAACAACUAUCGGCACCGAUUAAUCGGUAAAACCGAUAUAACGGUCUACCUCUUCUAAUAAGAACACUGUUCAAUGGAGAAUUGUUCAAUUGAUUUUAAAGUUAACCUACAACCUAAGAAAGGGGAAGCUUUGUUCCUGAUGUCAGUUGUCCUUUAUUAGUGACUGUAUGGCUUUAUCUUGUGUGGUUUUGCUUUAUUACUUAAGUCACUGUUGCAUUAGCAGUGUUCAGAGCACAAACUACCGCUAUCCUGGCAUUUAUUUACUGUAUUUGUAAUGCCCUUUUGAAAAGUGGUUCUGCGAUCUAUUGUAGAUUUUUUUUAAUCUAAAAACACACUGACCCAAACUUUGUUUGUCUCCAGGAUUAUUUAUAUAUUUAAUGGAGCUGUGAAACUAAAUUCUACUGAAGUAUUGUGGGAUAAAAUGCAUGAUGUAUUGAAUAAAUGAAUGAAUGUACUGGAACGUUUGAGCUGUAAUGGAGCAUGAUACGAGGAAAUGUGUAUGUAAUCCCUAAUAAAACAGUUCUGUACU
Xyrauchen texanus (razorback sucker) is the source of this 4038-nucleotide messenger RNA. RefSeq names its product mannose phosphate isomerase (gene mpi). NCBI's taxonomy places the organism in Eukaryota, Metazoa, Chordata, Actinopteri, Cypriniformes, Catostomidae. Gene Ontology annotation, biological process: carbohydrate metabolic process; GDP-mannose biosynthetic process. Bases 16 to 1284 code for a protein of 422 amino acids. Gene Ontology annotation, molecular function: zinc ion binding; mannose-6-phosphate isomerase activity. The record is from RefSeq and is a predicted model, not a curated record. The transcript is spliced from 8 exons. Gene Ontology annotation, cellular component: cytosol.